This is a messenger RNA of Kuraishia capsulata CBS 1993, 1158 nucleotides long. RefSeq lists its product as uncharacterized. Bases 1 to 1158 code for a protein of 385 amino acids. NCBI's taxonomy places the organism in Eukaryota, Fungi, Ascomycota, Pichiomycetes, Pichiales, Pichiaceae. The record is from RefSeq and is a predicted model, not a curated record. The transcript is spliced from 3 exons. Gene Ontology annotation, molecular function: protein tyrosine phosphatase activity. Gene Ontology annotation, biological process: protein dephosphorylation.
AUGGAUACCGGACAGAAUUCCAUGAACCGUCUGGUGAAGAAGAACUGGACGUCGGGAGGAGUGAGACGAGGUCAUAUUCCGAGCAACAUUGAGAUAAAGGGCCCCGAGGACGUGUCUUCAUCCGCGUGCGAUUCGGCGUCUGAUCCACAUCACGCGCGCAAAAUGCCACGGUUCGUUACACAAAGCAUAGGUGCCUUGGAAACCAAGUAUAAUCUCAUAAACCGUGAGGAGAGACAGAAGCUACGCGAAGCGUCUAGUGAGCCAGGUUCGGAAUAUUCCUCGGUGAUCUCGAGAUUGAAGGAGAAUUCAAAAAAGAACCGGUAUUCAGACGUGUUGCCCUACGACAGAAACAGAGUCAAAUUAGAUGUAUCACAAGGCCACAGCGAUUACAUCAAUGCCAGCCACGUUAAGGUUGAAACGGACCAAACUGAGGUGAAAUCCUAUAUAGCCUCUCAGGGACCACUUGCUUCUACAAUGGCCGCUUUCUGGCAAAUGUGCUAUAGUGAAACCAAGUCGGACACCAUUGUGAUAGUGAUGGUGACUCCGAUUAGCGAGGGUGGUUCUGAAAAGUGCUAUAAAUACUGGAACGACCAAGGAUCGCUAGAAAUACCUGCAAAUGGAGGUUUUCGUUCAUCGCUGCAAAUUAACCACGUUUCUUCGCAAAACGUGGAAAACCAUUUCAUUCUCACCGAACUAGAAGUGGUUCCGGAUGAUAGGACAAUGUCUCCCAAGAGAUGCUUUCAUCUAUACUACUACAAUUGGGCUGAUUUUUCGGCUCCUUCUUCGUUUGGACCGAUAGUCCUUCUUUCGAAUAUGGCAUCUGACCUAAGAAACAGGUCUGAUAGAACAGAUCCCAUUGUCACGCAUUGUUCUGCUGGAGUGGGUAGAACUGGGACGUUCAUCACAUUGGACUACUUGCUUACCAACGGCUCAGGGCUAUUGAGCAACUCAAUGCAACUGUUUCAAGACGAAGAAAGAAGCAAUCUCACGACUCCCAGUCAGGAUCAGGAUCCUGACCCCAUUUUUCAGAUCGUUAGACAAUUGCGUUCUCAACGUUUAAUGAUGGUUCAGAGAUUCGAGCAGUUCGUGUUUCUAUAUAAGAGCAGUUUGAGAUACUAUUUAGAUGUGGUCGUGGGCGACAAAGAAGUGUGCCCAUGA